AGGCCUCAAUGUGAAAUGGGAACCAUGAGAGACUGGCGAGGCCUCGCCUCCCUGGUCAACAUAUCGUCAGAAAUGGCCGCAAACUUUCGCCGGUCGAGCGACAAGACAGCCCGUGUGUUGGAGGUUUGGCUGCAGGACCCCACCGUGACUGUAGGCACGCUGCUGGAGUACUUGCAGCGGCUGGACAGAUACGACGUGCAUGACGACAUCCUUAUGGACCUUCAGGAGUAUGUCGCCAGGGAGAGCUCGUCGGUUAAAUCUCCAGUGAACCAACCGUACCAGAUGAUGAUCAACAACAACCCGCUGACGCCGAUCGACGAGGAGUACAGCAUCAUCACGGUGGACGACCGGCACGGCUACGAGCAGCAGUACGACGCGUUCGUGCUCUACGCGGACGCUGACAAACACUUCGUUGACGAACUCGAAGCGAAGCUCAGCGGGACUUUUCGAUUAUGCACGAAAGAGAGGUUGCUACCAGGCCAUGCGACGGAGUACGCGCCAGUGGCCCAGCUGAUCUCCAAGCGGUGCCAGUACAUCAUCCUGGUGUACUCGCCGGACUUCUUCAUGAGUCCAGCCAACACCUUCUACAGAGAUUACGCGCAGGCCGUCAGCAUUGAAUCGAAACAGCACAGUUUCCAGCGCAAGAUCAUUCCGAUAAUGUACCGGUCGUGCACCCCGCCGCUGCACCUCAUGUUCUACCACAAGCUGUACUACUCGGGCGAGGGCCGUGCCAUGUACAACUUCUGGGAGAAGCUGCGCCAGUCCCUCGUCCACAAUCCGAGGCAGAUCAGAGCAGCUCCUGGACUCAACGGCGUGUCGUCGUCGCAUUCAGCGUUGAAUAUAGAAGAGCUGUCGAACAGUAACGGAGUUAGUAACGGCGCUGCUGGCGACGGGCGCUUCUUCCUCCCGCCAACAACCACCGAGGACACGAAUGGCCACCUAGACUCCCUGCCGUCGACCAGCACUGGCCAGGAUACUCAGUCAUUAAACAUCUACAAUAACCUAGGCGAUAAUAAUAAUACGGAAAAAAAGAAGAAGAAAAUGAGCCCUUUAAAAUGGAUGCUAAGCAGGGGAAAGAAUAGAAAGGCUAAGAAAGAAAGUCAGUUGGCUCAAUUUGCGCACAACUGAUAGAUCUAUCUGUGAUUGCUGUUGUGAUGUAUCGCCAUCUGGUGUAGGUUAAACGGGACAAAUCGACCCGGUCAUAUAUAACAAAAAACUGAAGAAGUCUUAUUAGGGGACAUAAUUGACCCAGUAAUGUUUUACGGGUCAUAAAUGACCCAAAGUCAAGUCAAAUACGUCUCAAACUCGUGUGCCUGUGCGACAGGCUGAAUGUGACGAGUCUUCCGCAUAUUCUUUAUAAGAUUUUAUUUUUAUAGAUCUAUAUUUGUGGUCCACUUGUGGACUCGACCUUAUUAUAGUAUUGUUAUAUGAUUGUUUGCAAUUUUGUAAUACAUUUUGAUGUGUAUCAUGAAUGAUUAUUUAUUUAUACAAUUCCAUAUCAAAGUAUAAAUAAAUAAUUUUCCCUUGAUAUAAGUACGAGUUAUAUUUCUGAAAUAAAUCGAUCAAAUUUUGAAAAUAGGCGCUAAACUAAACAAAUAUUACAUUCUUCCACGAAAGCCACUGGCCGCUAUUAUUCGUCUUUUCAUUUGUUUCCUUUGUUGACGGGAAAGAACAGUGAAAUAUCUAACAUUCGAUAAUUGUUUCUUUCAAAAUUUAUUCCAAAACUUUUUAAACCAAUGAUUUUAUUAAUACAUCAUACUGCACUUUAUACAAAUACACUGAAGUCCAAAUAAGUGUCAUUUUUCUUACAAAGAUCCUCAUGUCUGACUUAUUGGACAUACUCUGGCUCACAGUGGCGGGUCCAGGAUUUUGGUUUGCAAAAAUACUUUAAUACUAGCCCUGUAUUAUAAGCUGUUCCAUAACAAUGUAACAGCUAAAUUAGGCCUUAGUACAUCACUGGCUUAGUGCGGAUUCAAAGACUUCACAAACUGAUAAAAAAAUCAAAGAGAACUUCUCAGGCAUGCAGGAUUCAUCACGAUCUUUUCCUUCACCAAGCAAGCGAUGAUUCCCAAAAAAUACU
Messenger RNA from Manduca sexta (tobacco hornworm), 2080 nucleotides. Its product is annotated as myeloid differentiation primary response protein MyD88. The transcript is spliced from 7 exons. Gene Ontology annotation, cellular component: plasma membrane. Gene Ontology annotation, molecular function: TIR domain binding; Toll-like receptor binding. Gene Ontology annotation, biological process: positive regulation of canonical NF-kappaB signal transduction; MyD88-dependent toll-like receptor signaling pathway; defense response to Gram-positive bacterium. Bases 16 to 1128 code for a protein of 370 amino acids. Lineage: Eukaryota; Metazoa; Arthropoda; Insecta; Lepidoptera; Sphingidae. The record is from RefSeq and is a predicted model, not a curated record.